CUGACAGCCAUAUUUGAUUCGAUUAUGCUGUUCUGGUUGCGACAACCAGUUUAGCCAGUUCUUGACAAAUAAACGGUCUUUUCUGAACUACGAGACCAUCGAGCGGGUUAAAGUGACCAGCUGCAUUCACAGUAACGACAGUUCAUCACCUGAAGGCAACCAUGAACCCAGAAUAUGACUAUUUAUUCAAGCUGCUCCUGAUCGGUGAUUCUGGCGUCGGAAAGUCUUGUCUCCUUCUCCGGUUUGCAGAUGACACGUACACAGAGAGCUACAUCAGCACCAUCGGCGUGGACUUCAAGAUCAGGACCAUCGAGCUGGACGGGAAGACCAUAAAACUGCAGAUUUGGGACACGGCUGGGCAGGAGCGUUUCCGCACCAUCACGUCCAGUUACUACAGAGGAGCUCACGGCAUCAUCGUGGUUUAUGAUGUGACGGAUCAGGAGUCCUUCAAUAACGUCAAACAGUGGCUACAGGAGAUCGACCGCUACGCCAGCGAGAACGUCAACAAGCUGCUAGUAGGCAACAAGUGUGACCUCACAACGAAGAAGGUGGUGGACUACACCACAGCUAAGGAAUUCGCAGACAACUUGGGGAUCCCCUUCCUGGAGACCAGCGCCAAGAGCGCCACCAACGUGGAGCAAGCCUUCAUGACCAUGGCGGCGGAGAUCAAGAAGAGGAUGGGCCCGGGGGCCACGGCCGGAUCCUCGGAGAAGUCCAACGUCAGGAUCCAGAGCAAGCCGGUCAACACCUCGUCCGGAGGCUGCUGCUGAGACCCCAAGAAGAAAAACGAAAAAAAAAAACAGCCACGACCUGAAUCCACCCCCGAGCCCACGACCAGUCUCAACGUUACCAUGCUCCACAGGGGGCGUCGACCAGAGAGAGAGAGCGAGAGAGAGAGAGAGAGAGAGAGAGAGAGAGAGAGAGGAGGAAGAAGACUUUGAGCGGACCGGUUUGUAAUUGUGUGUGCAGCUACAACACCAGACCCCCCCCCCUUUUAAAAAAAGAAAACCCUAUUAAAGUCA
Molecule: messenger RNA, 1022 nt
Organism: Labrus bergylta (ballan wrasse)
Lineage: Eukaryota; Metazoa; Chordata; Actinopteri; Labriformes; Labridae
Product: ras-related protein ORAB-1
Biological process (GO): vesicle-mediated transport
Molecular function (GO): GTPase activity; GTP binding
Source: RefSeq, a predicted model, not a curated record